Amaranthus tricolor (Joseph's coat) is the source of this 2565-nucleotide messenger RNA. Its product is annotated as probable GTP-binding protein OBGM, mitochondrial. Gene Ontology annotation, molecular function: GTP binding; GTPase activity. The transcript has 7 exons. Lineage: Eukaryota; Viridiplantae; Streptophyta; Magnoliopsida; Caryophyllales; Amaranthaceae. The coding region runs from base 695 to 2338 and encodes 547 amino acids. Gene Ontology annotation, cellular component: mitochondrion. The record is from RefSeq and is a predicted model, not a curated record.
UGGUGAAGAGACCAGGUGAAUCUUGAAUCCCUAUUUCUCUUCCUGUGCUAACUUGAAAACCCCAACCCUUGGCAACCGAGCUUGUACAACCUGUCGAUCAUCAACUGCGCCAAUUUCCACCACCAGCAGCCGCACCCCGCCCUUGCUGCCGACCACCUCCAUUCAGCCACCGAGCUGCCCACUGCCACCCCUUUCACCUCUUUUUGGUUCUCUUGUCAGAUUAUUGUUGAAUCAAGAAUAGGGUUAUGAUUCAAGUUUAAAGCUAGGGAUUGGAUUUGGGGUUUCAUUGGUUGAUUCAAUUGGGUAUAAAUUCUGUCAAUGAGUGUUUAAAGGAAUUAAUUGAGUUCAAAAGAGUUCGAAGUUGUGCAAGUGAAAGUGUAGUCAUCCAUGGAGGUUUGAAAUGCAUACAAUGGUUUUGGUUAACAAUGGCGUAAAAGAGACCUCGGGAGUGAGCAGUGAUGUGUCCAACUGAAAAUUGGAAGAGUUGGAACUGAAUCUCAUUCAAGAAGGAAAUAAUUGAGUUCGGUAAGGAGAAUAUGGAGUUAUGGCAGAGAUCUCAGAACCAUUAUUUUAACUCAGAGCAUUUGUUAUAUUGCGUUUAAAAUCUUGUUAGUAUCUUUUUUCUAUGUAAAGAAAACUGGCUAAAAUGGUGGGAUAGACAAGACUGACAUCUGGAUUUGCGGUUUGUUGAUACAUGGAGAUGUUAGUAACAAGGAGAUUAUUAUGCAUACCAAGGUACCUUCAUCAAGAAGGAUCUUUAAGCAAACCUUUGACAUCACUGAGGCUUCUUUUGUCAUAUUCUUUAUAUUCUAAUGGUCCUGGGAAGAAGUCAAAAGCUACUCCUUUGCAGGAGAGGCGAAUGAUUGACCGCUUUAGGUUGCAUGUCAAAGGAGGCGAUGGUGGAAGUGGCAAUGCCAGCUUGCAUCGUAGUCGAAAUGAUCGCUUUGGCAAGCCUGAUGGUGGGAACGGUGGAAGAGGUGGUGAUGUGAUUCUACGGUGCACAUCUGCAGUUUGGGAUUUCCGUUGUCUGCAGCAUCACAUUAUUGGGGAAAGAGGUGGGCAUGGCGCCUCAAAGAAUAAGAUUGGUAACCGUGGAAAAGACAAGGUUGUGCAAGUACCUGUUGGUACUGUUAUCCAUUUGGUGGAGGGAGAAAUACCUUCAACAGUUGAGAAACCAUCUUCUGGUGGGUCUAACCCUUGGGAUAUUCCAGGUACCAUUACUUCUGAUUUCCUUGCAUCUGAUCAGAUGUCGACUUCUAGUUCACGAGAAUCAGAAAUAGAUCAGGCAGAGGAUAGGUCUCAUGUUUCAUCCUCUAAUAAGAGUGGUAUUUCCGAGUGUUAUGCUUCUCCUGGAUCAUCUAUUAAACAUUGCUCUCCCACUUCUCAUUCACAUGGUAAAUUAAUGUCAAAACAUGGCAAGAAUGUAUGUUACUCGAACUAUGCUUUCACUAAUGAAUCAGCUGAGGAUGAUGAACUAGAAAUUGACAGUGGUAUGUCUGAGGAAGAGUUGAAAGAAGAUGGGGUAGAAAUUCAAAUUCAAUAUAAUUUUGCGCAAUUGACCGAAGAAGGGCAACAAAUAGUGGUUGCUCAGGGUGGUGAAGGUGGUUUAGGCAGUGUGUCAUCUGGGAGACACAAUAAAAAGACCCUAAAAGAUACUAGUCACGGUAAUGGCAGAAAUGAUAACCAAGGGAAUUUUGAUAAUGAUCAUCCUGAUAUAAGACUUGGUUUGUCCGGGUCACAGGCUAGUUUGAUUCUAGAGCUCAAAAGUAUUGCUGACAUCGGCCUUGUCGGAAUGCCUAAUGCUGGUAAAAGCACUCUUCUGGGUGCGAUUUCUAGGGCCAAACCUGUUGUAGGUAAUUAUGCCUUUACAACCUUGAGACCAAAUAUCGGAAAGUUAAACUAUGAUGAACUCUCAAUAUCAGUGGCCGACAUCCCGGGACUUAUUAAGGGUGCUCACGAGAAUCGUGGUCUUGGGCAUGCGUUCUUGCGACAUAUUGAAAGGACAACAGUCUUAGCAUAUGUGAUUGAUUUAGCUGCGGCACUUAACGGCCGCAAAGGAAUCCCACCAUGGGAGCAACUUAAAGAUUUGGUCAUAGAGUUGGAGCAUUACCAAGAAGGUUUAUCAGAUCGUCCAUCUUUAGUAAUUGCGAAUAAAAUUGACGAGGAUGGUGCAGAGCAUGUUUUAGAAGAGCUACGGAGAAGGGUGCACGACAUUCCUAUCUACCCAGUUUGUGCAGUUUUGGAGGAGGGAAUACCGGACCUAAAAACUGGCUUAAAACUUCUUGUUAAUGGAGGAGAAAUGUCUAGAUUGAGAUUAGAUAAUAUAUUAGUAGAUUAGUUAUAUCUGAUUUGGUCCAACAGGCUUAAGCUUUAGUAAGUUUUAUUUAUGACGCCAGUUGUUUAGAAGUUGGAACAUAACUUUUAUACUAUCCAGUCCUUUUAUACAGAAGAAGUCGUAUUUCCUAUCAUAAUGUUUAUCCAUCUUUAUAUUUUGAUGUAGAGGUUUUGUUCAGAAUUAUUUGACUUUGAUUAGUUUUGAUUUAAAUAAUAAAUAGAUUUGUUUUC